This is a messenger RNA of Polypterus senegalus (gray bichir), 1665 nucleotides long. RefSeq names its product otoconin-90-like. The record is from RefSeq and is a predicted model, not a curated record. Gene Ontology annotation, molecular function: phospholipid binding; calcium ion binding. Gene Ontology annotation, biological process: lipid catabolic process; phospholipid metabolic process; arachidonate secretion. NCBI's taxonomy places the organism in Eukaryota, Metazoa, Chordata, Cladistia, Polypteriformes, Polypteridae. The coding region runs from base 1 to 1665 and encodes 554 amino acids. The transcript has 11 exons.
AUGUCCCCCUAUGGAAAGAUGCCAUUGGAGGUUUAUGUGGUACAGGCCACAAGCUUCUGCAAAUCACACCUUUGUUGCCUUGGGAUUCGAUUCACAUGGCUCCAGACGGUGUUUGACAACUUUCCAAUACUCUUUAAUUUUAUGAACAAACUUAAGUGUGAGACCGGAUUGUGCCCUAGUGAUCUGGAAGACUACGGAUGUUCUUGUAGAUAUGAAGAGGAAGACAACCCUAUUGAUGCCAUCGACAGCUGUUGCUUUCAACAUCGCAGAUGCUAUAAGGAUGCUGCUGAAAAAGAUUGCAAAUUGGAGCCCUUGAACAUUUACUUUAACGAAAGCUGCCUGUCCACCAACUACAGCUGUGACUCAUCAGAUCACUGUGAGCACUUGUUCUGCCUUUGUGACAACGCUGCAGUCGAAUGUUUUGCCCGCUCGUUUUAUAACUCAUCCUUGAGAAACUUAGAUAGUUCCUUUUGCCCGGCUUCAGCUACAGAGUCCCCUGUCCUGCCAUCUACGCCACAAACAUCUCAAUUACUACCAACUGAUGCUUCCCUAGAAGUGGUUGAAGAAUCAAAAGGAAUGACUACCGAGUCACCUGAUAUUUCUCAAGAAUUAAAAACGGAAGGACAUGACAAGCCAGAAUCAAAAACAGUGCCUUUCUUCAUGCUCCCCAUUUUAGGAGGUGAAACUUUGAUUGAUUUGCCGCUAGGCAGUGAAGUUGAAGCGGCCAGGGCGCUCAUGCUGGACCUAAACCAGCCCAAAGCCUCUGCGACUGCCGCGGCCUUUCGACGGCUAGUCGUCUUCAAUACCGGUCGCUCCAUGCUCCGUGAUUGCUCAGCCGCGUUCUUCAGCCCCACCGAGUGCCGGCCAAAUACUCCUCUGCAGGGGCUCAUCCCCCAGCUGCCUGCCUUUGCUCCAUCGAAUCUGCUCGCUCGCUCUGUUGCACCGGAAUGCACCAGCAGCACCUUCUACCAAUACGGCUCCAAUGGCCGGAUGAAGUACGAAAUGCCAAGGCUCGGGGAGAUGCUGCACUGCCUAACCGACCGAUGCCCUCACGAAUUCGAGAUGUACGGCUGCUACUGUGGACAGGAAGGCCGAGGCCGCCCGGUGGAUGAACUAGACAGGUGUUGCUACCAUCACCAGUGCUGCCUGGAGCAGAUUCGAAUGCUCGGUUGUCGCCCAGAAAGAAGAUUUAAUGGCCACCUCACGUGUGAAAACGGGCAACCCAGAUGUGUGGGAAUGACCAUUUGUGACAAGUUAAACUGCAUAUGUGACAAAGCAGGCGCAGAGUGCAUGGCGCGUGCCCAGUUCAAUGAUUCAAUGGCCUUCCUGGACAGGCAGCAGUGCCGUGGCAUGAAAGCAUCCUGCAGGCGCUGGCCAGCCGGCGGACGACCCCCCAGACCGACACCUCCGAAAUCGGAAGACUCCAGCGAGGAAAUCGGAAUUCACACCUUGGAAUCUUUAGGCUCAUCCAGACUGGCACGUCAAUCCCGCUCACGUGCUGCCAGGCAUCUCGGUGUGGGCACUACGCCACGGGGAGCCACGGACAUGACGACGACUGCAGAGACUGAAGGCCCAGAAGAAAACGGCGAGCAGAAUGGAGAGUUGGCUUGGUCGUCUGAAAUAUACGGGGAGACGCAAAGCACCACGAAUCCGAGAAGAAAAUGA